AUGCAAAAAUCACCGACAAUAGGUAUUGUCGGUGGUGGUAUAGCUGGCCUUGUAUCAGCUUAUUAUCUUUCACAAAAAGUAGCACGUUCUAAAAUUCCUCAUUUACGUAUUUUAUUAUUUGAAAGAUCAUCACGUUUUGGUGGUUGGAUACAAACUGAACAAUUAGAAAAAAAAUAUGAUUCACAUAUAUUUGAACAUGGUCCACGAACAUUACGUCUUCAUACUGGUUUUUCAUCAUUAGAUAAUCAUUCAACAAUAAAUACAUUAAAAUUACUUGAACAACUUAAUAUAUUUAAUGAACAAUUUUGUCCUAUUGAAAAAACAUCAGCAUCAUUUAAAAAUCGACUUAUUUAUUAUAAUAAAAAAUUAAUUAAUCUUAAUGAUUUAUCAUUAAUAUUUGGUGGAAAACCAUUACGUUAUCCACCAAUUUUUUAUAUACUUUAUGAAUAUUUUUCUGAAAAAGGUCGAUUUACUGUUCAAGAUGAAACUAUUAAAUCAUUUAUUUAUCGUCGUUUUGGUCAUAUUUUUGCUGAAGAUAUUGUUGAAUAUUUACUUGAUCCACUUAUAAAAGGUAUUUAUGCUGGUAGUGUAACAGAUUUAAGUGCACGAAGUGUAUUUAAAAAACUUUUUAAUCUUGAACAACGUUAUGGUUCAAUAACAGGUGGUUUAUUAAAAACACGAAAAGAUAAACAAAAUGAAAAUUCAAUACAUUUUCUUUUUGAUGAUUUAAAUUUAAAUGAUUAUUCAACAUUAUUAAAUAAAUAUUCAAUUUAUUAUUUACAUGAUGGUUUAGAAAUACUUAUAAAAAUAUUAAUUAAAUAUCUUCAAUCAUUAUCAAAUAUUGAAUUAAAAUUUAAUCAAACAAUAAAAAAAAUUCAAUUUUUUCAUAAUGAAAAAAAUUCUAUUGAAAUUUUAACACAAUCUAAUGAAAAAUAUCAUAUCGAUCAUUUAAUUAGUGCAAUACCAUCAUAUGAAUUAGCUAAUUAUUUUGAUAAUAAACAAUAUGAAAUUUUACAAAAACAAUUAAAUCAAAUACCAUUUGUUAAUAUGAUUGUUAUUAAUUUACUUUAUGAAAAAAAAGAUAUUUUUCCAUUAGAAGCAUUUGGUUAUUUAAUUCCAUCACGUGAACAAUCACAUUUACUUGGAGUUUUAUUUGAUUCAUGUAUACGUCAAAAAAGUGAUAAAAAUAAACAUGGAUCACAAUUAACUGUUAUGAUGGGUGGUGCAUGGUUUGAUCAAUUAAGAUUAGGACAAUGUACAGAUGAACAAUUAAUGCAUAUUGUUAUGAAUGAAUUAAAAAAACAAAUGGAUUUAAAUGAAAAACCAUUAUUUUAUUCUAUAUCAAGACUUAAUAAAGCAAUACCAAAUUAUAUUGUUGGUCAUGACGAUAAUCUUGAUGAUAUUUAUGCUCUUAUUCGACGUUAUAACUUACCACUAACACUUGUUGGAAAUUCCUAUCGUGGUAUUGGUGUUAAUGAUGUUAUUUUUGAUGCUCGACUUGAAAUUGAAUAUCUUAAUUUAGAGACUAUGAAAAGAAAACACCUAACUAUUGAUUGUCCAAAUUCACCAUUGAAAUGGUGUGAAACAAAAGAAAUUGCUCAAGCUUGUGAUGUAAUUGAACAAUGUGAAACAUUUGUUUGGACAACUCGUAUGGAAACUAAUCGUGUUAAUUUAUCAAUUUAUUAUGAAACACUUUGUCCUGAUAGUCGACAAUUUAUAACAACACAAGUUUGGAAUACUUAUCAAUCUAUACUUGAUAUUGUUAAUAUAACAUUUAUUCCAUAUGGAAAUGCACGAGAAUUAUAUCGACCAGAAACAAAACUUUAUCAAUUCUAUUGUCAACAUGGUGCUGAAGAAUGUUAUGAAAAUUUAAUUCAUACUUGUGUUUUGAAUUUCUAUCCAAAAAGUGAACAACAUAUGCCAUUUAUUUAUUGUAUGGAAUCAAUUGAAGGUAAUGUUGAAACUGUAGCAAUACAAUGUGCACAAAAAUCAACAAUUGAUUUUGAUCAAAUUACUGCAUGUACACAUAGUCGAUUAGGUAAUCAAUUACAACAUGCAUAUGCUAUUCAAACUGAAAAUCUUCAACCAUCACAUCAAUAUGUACCUUGGAUAACACUUAAUGGUGAACAUACAGAUGAUAUACAAAAACAAGCUGAAAAAGAUCUUAUUGGACUUAUAUGUAAUUCAUAUAAAGGAUCUGAUCCACCUGUUCAAUGCAAAAGAAACUUGUGA
This is a messenger RNA of Rotaria sordida, 2232 nucleotides long. The record is from the annotation of a GenBank genome assembly. NCBI's taxonomy places the organism in Eukaryota, Metazoa, Rotifera, Eurotatoria, Philodinida, Philodinidae.